AGAAUUAAUACACAUACUGCGAUUAAUGGCUACCAACCUAACAAAACCAAAACGAAUACAGUUUUAAACUAAGUGCAUUGCUGCCAACUUACAAAAUAUUCAUUUGGUUGCAUAGUAAAAAUAAUUACUUCAUAAGUCAGAAACACGCACGUGACACCCGUAAUAUAGCAACACCCAUAGACUACGAAGACCGCUUAGCGUUGCUUGUUAGUCUCCGUAGGCUACGGUGGCCAAAAUUGAGAAAAAACUGUCCAAAAAUUUAAUUUAGCAAGUAGCAAGUACCAGGGCCUCAUGAGUUACGAGGUGUCGCUGACCGGCCGGCCGCAGCCCGGCGCGGGCCGGGCGCGUAACAAGGUAUGCUCGCGCGUCUUGGCUAUAUACUUUUGCUGUAAUUUGUUUACCUAAAUUAAGAUUUAUUUUUGUUGACUCGUAGGAAAAAUAUUGUAUGCAACGUUGUAUAAAAUACUAUUUAGAUAUGGUCUAACAUAAUGAAUAAACAAAAACAGCAUUCCUCCAGAUCCACAGCGCAGGCAUCGUCAUCUUACAGAAAGCUCAUCCACCUUAGGUUUCGUCAAAAUAAAACAUGCAUUUACACAUAUGUCAUCUGCAACACGCAUUAUCAAAUUUUAAAGCAAAUAAGUGAUUAUAAAAAAAACAUAAUAAAGGAAAAACCUGUAUCCUAAUCCUGUACGUACCCGACACAAACGUCCCCAAAAUACCGGCAGCGUUCCCGCGUUGAAUAGCCAACGAUAUACGUUGGACCAGGUGCGAACCAGACCUACACACAUGACAGCCAUGCUAGAAUGAGGUAGAAUAAAAUGAUGUAUGAUAUUCGCCGAUUCGUUCUGUCUGCUACGAAAAAAGAGAAUGAUCGUAGACAUACUUACUAAUUAUCUACUUUUCGAUUGGUGAUUACGAUUAACGCUUGAUUGUGUUAUGCUGCUGCUCAGUUGGCUACGCCUCCAGAAGAUUAGUGGAAAAGUGUAACGCAGAACCCUAAUCGCUUCGACGUAAGUAUGAUUUACGCUUAGAAGUACUUGUUUUUCCCGAUGCGUGAAUAGUCGUACUUAUGAUGUAUAAGUAGGUACAGCACUUCGUAGCGAUGCAUUUUGCUAUACUUUGCUUAAUUACAAUACCAGCUACUAUGCAAGCCGGUCCCCUCCCCAAACUACGCUACCGUCCCCCCAGAUGGAACAGACUGCGCCCCAUCAAAAUACUACAAACAUCAAAAGAGGCGUUCCAUAUCCCGGAGUCCAGAAGGUUCGACACCCUCUUACACUUUGAAAAGCCAGAUUUAAACAGUAGAAAAUCAUUUGAUGACGAACCAGAUAUGAAUGAAGAUGGCACAAUUAAUAACAUUGGGAUGGGACAAUUUACGCGGAAAAACGGAGCGCUUAAAGAAAAUCACCGCCCGCGUCGGGAAGUCAGCAAGGAGACAGAGCGCAUGCGAGCAGUCAUCUCCGCAGGACUUUUGAUGGAGACGGUACUACUAUCUACCAUACUUGUAAAUCGAACAAGCGAACUCCGACCUAAAUUGAGUGAGUGAUCCGUUACGCAGAAAGUUUUUUGGACAAUCCUUGUAGAUUGAAACAUGUCGAGCAAAAUUACGUGACUUACAUAGUGUUUUUUCAACCCUUAGCAAUAUUUCGCGAGGUGAAUAAAUAGGUCAUACUAAGGAACUUUUACUAUGAGAUCAACCCUGGCGGAGCCAUGGUCAGGUGGAGCUGAGUGGACUGUAGGUAUUUAUAGUUAAAAGAUGUACUAGGGAAAAUAAAGAUUUAUUCCAGCUGAAAUAAUGGGAGCACGUUACAUUUCGAAGGUAUUAUGAAGAGUGUUUCUAUAGUAACAAAAAUCAAUAAUGUCAUAGUUUUUAAAUAAAGAACAUUUAGUUUA
Molecule: messenger RNA, 1893 nt
Organism: Cydia pomonella (codling moth)
Lineage: Eukaryota; Metazoa; Arthropoda; Insecta; Lepidoptera; Tortricidae
Exons: 3
Coding region: 1103-1546 (147 amino acids)
Source: RefSeq, a predicted model, not a curated record